Meleagris gallopavo (turkey) is the source of this 1052-nucleotide messenger RNA. RefSeq names its product tRNA methyltransferase 10B (gene TRMT10B). Lineage: Eukaryota; Metazoa; Chordata; Aves; Galliformes; Phasianidae. Gene Ontology annotation, molecular function: tRNA binding. Gene Ontology annotation, cellular component: nucleoplasm; nucleus. The record is from RefSeq and is a predicted model, not a curated record. Gene Ontology annotation, biological process: tRNA N1-guanine methylation.
UCAUCUGUAGGCACUGAACACCCAAAGCAGUGCUGUUGGUUCUGGAGUGCUUCUGUUUGGGCAGGGGAGGGUGGCAGAUGGACUGUGGCUCGCGGGCUUUUCUCACUGUGUUGUGUUUUUCAGAUGGAUACGACUCAAGAAAGCUACCUGGAUCUGUUCCCUUUGGAUGCAAUUGUUUAUCUCACUCCUGACUCUGAGAACGUCCUUGAAGAUAUUGAUCCCAAAAAAGUGUACGUCCUCGGAGGCCUGGUGGAUGAAAGUAUACAUAAGAACCUGACCCUGCAAAGGGCACAAGAGCAGUCCUUGCAAACAGCCCGCCUCCCAAUUCGUGAGUAUAUGGUAAAAUCCAUGAACACCAAGAACUACUACUCAGAGACGCUGGCAAUUAAUCAAGUCUUUGAUGUCUUAUCGACUUACUACAAAACCCAAAGUUGGCCAGAUGCUUUGAAAGCUGGAGUUUCUUCUGGAAAAGGCUACGUGCUUCCAGAUGGAGAGAAAUCAGUGAAAAUACCUCAGCAUGACAACACGCAAGAAAACUCUUUAUUUCCUGAAAGUUAAGGAGCUGUGCAAGCAAGAGUAGCAAACUGCAUAUUUCAAGCAGAGGCACCAGUGUGAAUGUGUGCAGAGAAAACAGCUCUGCCUAAAUUUACUUACGUAUGGACCUUGGCAAAAGUGACGGAUUCUGCCUCAGCAGCACAGCGCUGGAAAUGACUCUGCACUCUGAACAGAAAACAGAAGCCAGCUGAGCCCUGAGAUCAACAGAGUUGGUAGGAUUUUUUUUUUUUUAAACAGGAUUAAAUAAGAAGAAUUGUAGAGCACAGCAGUUAAUAACAGUCCUUCCCAUGGAAAAGGGCAGUACUGUUCUAACUGACUGUAACUGAGCAUAGGAUGGGAACGAUCCAAAAUUAAUAGAGAAACAAUGCCCAGGUACACCACAUCAUAUUUUCUUCCUACUUGUAUUGAAGACUUGGUGUCUUGCUGUGCUGCUGAAGCCUGUAGUGAAUCCUGUGCAUGCUGGUCACAAUCUAUCUAAAAUAAAGUAUUUAAAUUUC